GUAAUAUAAUAAGAUGUGCUAUAGGCUGAUCACUUAGAUGCUUGGUACCACAUUUGACAAUUUGUUUGCAAAUCUUGCGAAUCUUUUCAACAUGUCUGGCCGUGGCAAGAAGGUGCAGAAGGCUGCUAGUGGCAAGUCCUCCAGAUCAGCCAAGGCAGGUUUGCAGUUCCCGGUCGGCCGUAUCCACAGGCUACUGAGGAAGGGAAACUACGCUGAGAGAAUUGGUUCUGGAUCUGCCAUCUACCUGGCCGCCACUCUGGAGUACCUGUGCGCUGAGGUGUUGGAAUUGGCAGGAAAUGCUGCCAGGGACAACAAGAAAUCCAGGAUCUUGCCAAGGCACAUCCAGCUGGCAGUGAGGAAUGAUGAUGAACUGGCCAAGCUGUUUGAUGGAGUCACCAUCGCUGAUGGAGGAGUCCUGCCCAACAUCCAAUCUGCCCUGCUGCCAAAGAAAACUGUCAAAGGCUCGUCUUCACAAGAACCUAAAGCAGUUGAAUCCCAAGAGUUUUAAGGCCCAAGAACUGAUCUAGAGGGUUAAUUUGGGUAUAUUUCUCAUGUCUGUUUAAAUGCUACUUAAAUUAUAACGUGCACUAAAUAUCUGUUUCUCUAUUUUUAAAUGUUGAGAAUUAAAAUGGUUUUAUCUUGUUAUA
Xenopus tropicalis (tropical clawed frog) is the source of this 647-nucleotide messenger RNA. RefSeq names its product H2A clustered histone 17 (gene h2ac17). The record is from RefSeq and is a predicted model, not a curated record. Gene Ontology annotation, cellular component: chromosome; nucleosome; nucleus. The coding region runs from base 38 to 508 and encodes 156 amino acids. Gene Ontology annotation, molecular function: DNA binding; structural constituent of chromatin; protein heterodimerization activity. Lineage: Eukaryota; Metazoa; Chordata; Amphibia; Anura; Pipidae. The transcript is spliced from 2 exons.